UCCCUUUGAUGGCCUCCCGCUCGGCCUAUGGUUGGUUGGUGAAUAUCGGAGCUAGGGGGGAUAUACGAACGAAAUUGGUCGAGUUUGAGCUUGAGUUCGUUUGUGAAAAAGCUGAUUUGAGAUGUAAGCUUUCGAAUCAAGCUCGAACAAAAACUACUCUUGGACUCGUUCGACUUAUAAUGCUUAGAAAAUUGAUGCUACUCGAGAUUGGCUUUAUUAAAGCUCGUCUGAGAAUGGGGUUUCUGUCAAAAUCAAGCCUAGCUUGAUCAUACUUUUUAAAGCCAAGCUUUAAUAAUCAACUGUUCGGCAAUUCAGUUCGUUUAUCAGCCCUAAUCGGAGAAUCAAUCUCGAUGAUCUAUCUUCCCUGGUUGUUCCGUCUUUCUUCGGUGUCGAGAUGGGUGGAGAGGGUGGUGGCCAACAGUGUUGGAGGACGCUGGUUUGGCGGCGGCUGUGGUGGUUCCGGCGUGGGAGAAUAGGUGCGGAUUUUAGGGUCUUUGCUCUUUGAAGGUAAAUUUAGUGGAAAGGACAAUUCCAUUUGUUCAAUCGAAGAAGGCUUUUCUGAGGGUGGACUGAGACGGAUUGGGUGUACAUUUAAAAAGCUCCGCCCUUGAUCCCACAAAUUAUAACCCCAGGGUAGAAGGGUAACAUAUCCAAACAUGAUGGAGUUUUUCGAAAGUCUUGGAGUUGAGAUGGAGGAAUCUGACAUGUCAUUCUCGGUGAGCUUAGACAAAGGUCAGGGCUGUGAGUGGGGGAGUCGAAAUGGUUUGUCGAGUUUAUUUGCACAAAAGAAGAAUGUUCUGAAUCCAUACUUUUGGCAAAUGAUUCAAGAAAUUACUAAGUUCAAGGAUGACGUUUUGAGGUACCUUGAAGAUCUCGAAAACAACCCUGACAUUGACCGCAACGAAACACUGGGCCAUUUCAUCAAAUCAAGGAGUUACUCUGACUUAUUUCAAAAUGCUUACCUAGUUCCCAUUUGCGCUUCAAUCUGGUCCUGCCCUUCAGAAGGUGUAAUGAGCUUUUCUGCAUAUUCUGUUCUUUCAUUUUGUCGCAAUCAUCAUUUGCUUCAGCUCUUUGGCCGCCCCCAAUGGCUUACAGUCAGAUGGCGUUCACAAGACUAUGUCAAUAAGGUUAGAGAGCAGUUGGAGAGUAGAGGUUGUCAUAUAAGAAGUGGUUGCGAGGUGCAUUCUGUUUCGCCAAUUGAUGGUGGUUGCCUCAUAACCUGUCAAGAUGGUUCCCAAGAAACAUACAAUGGAUGCAUAAUGGCCACCCAUGCUCCCGAUGCUCUUAAAAUCUUGGGAAGACAGGCAACAUGUGAUGAAACCAGAAUACUUGGGGCUUUCCAGUAUGUUUAUAGUGAUAUUUUCCUUCAUCAUGAUAAGAAGUUUAUGCCCCAAAACCCAGCAGCGUGGAGUGCAUGGAAUUUCCUUGGAACUAUGGACAAGAAAGCUUGUUUGACAUACUGGCUCAAUGUGCUCCAGAAUAUUCGCGAGACAGAGCUACCUUAUCUGGUUACUCUAAAUCCUUCUUGUACCCCUGAUCAUACACUGCUUAAGUGGUCAACCGGCCAUCCAGUCCCAUCAGUUGCUGCAUCAAAAGCAUCAAUUGAGCUUGAUCUUAUUCAGGGGAGGAGAGGAAUAUGGUUCUGCGGAGCAUACCAGGGCUAUGGCUUUCAUGAGGAUGGACUAAAGGCUGGCCUAGUCGCGGCACAUGGUAUGCUCCAAAAAGGUUGUGCUGUUUUGAACAACCCUAAACAUAUGGUACCUUCAUUGAUGGAAACAGGAGCCCGCCUUUUUGUUACUAGGUUCCUUGGACAGUAUAUCUCUACAGGUUGUUUAAUUUUAUUGGAGGAAGGAGGUACAGUUUUCACCUUUGAAGGAGAAGGAAAGAAAUGUCUUCUUAGAACUUCCUUGAGAGUUCACAGUCCCCAGUUUUACUGGAAGGUUGCGACACAGGCUGAUUUAGGCCUUGCAGAUGCGUAUAUAAAUGGGGAUUUUUCUUUAGUUAAUAAAAAUGAAGGUCUUCAAAACUUAUUCAUGAUUUUCAUUGCCAACCGAGAUUUAAAGAAUUCUUUCUCAAAGAAGAGGGGCUGGUGGACACCAUUGCUUUUCACCGCUUGUAUUGGAUCUGCGAAAUAUUUCCUUCGGCAUGUAUCACGACAAAAUACCCUUACGCAAGCACGCAGGAAUAUCUCUCGUCACUAUGACCUGAGUAAUGAACUGUUUGCUCUUUUCCUGGAUGAAUCAAUGACAUACUCCUGUGCGGUGUUUAAGUCUGAAGACGAAGAGUUGAAGGUUGCACAGAUGAGAAAAAUCUCUCUACUAAUUGAAAAGGCAAGAAUUGAUAAGGAACAUGAAAUUCUUGAGAUUGGAUGUGGUUGGGGAAGCUUGGCUAUUGAAGUUGUUAAGAGGACUGGAUGCAAAUACACUGGCAUAACUCUAUCGGAGGAGCAAUUGAGAUUUGCUGAAAUGAAAGUGAAUGAAGCUGGCCUUCAGGACCGCAUAAAGUUCCUUCUCUGUGACUACCGCCAAUUGCCUGAUACCUACAAAUAUGACAGAAUUAUAUCUUGUGAGAUGAUAGAAGCUGUUGGCCAUGAAUAUAUGGAGGAGUUUUUUGGUUGCUGUGAUUCAGUAUUGGCAGAAAACGGUCUCCUGGUUCUACAGUUCAUAUCAAUACCAGAUGAGCGGUACGAUGAGUACAGGCAAAGCUCGGAUUUUAUAAGGGAAUAUAUUUUCCCAGGUGGAUGCCUACCUUCAUUGAGUAGAAUAACAUCAGCAAUGGCUGCUUCAUCCAGGCUCUGUGUUGAGCACCUGGAAAACAUAGGGAUACAUUACCACCAAACACUCCGAUGUUGGAGGAAUAACUUCCUAGAGCAACAGAGCGCAAUCAUGGCAUUGGGGUUCAAUGAAAAGUUCAUCCGGACAUGGGAGUAUUAUUUUGAUUAUUGUGCAGCUGGCUUUAAAUCAAAUACACUUGGAAACUACCAGAUCGUAUUCUCGCGUCCUGGCAAUGUCUGUGCACUGGGCAAUCCAUACAAGGGCAUACCUUCUGCUUAUUGAUAAUCCUUGACAAGUAGAUCAAACCUUUCUACUUCAAGUUUUCAUGUGAUCCUCUGGAGAUGAAUCAGACCUGUUCAAGCCUUGAAAAAUUUGUUCAUUUAGGUCUCAAUGCUUUCUUGUUUCUUUCACAUGUUUUGUGGGGCGGUUUGAUUUACUUCCCUCGUGAUCAUACAGAAUGACCACAUUAUGCAUUACCUCUGAAUGACAUUUUGCUGAUUUUUUUAGGCCGAGUUUUCUCACUUGGGUCUUUGCUUGAUUUGUGCAAAAGAAUUGUUUCUUCUAAUUAUGCUUUGGACACUGGGAAUUGUCUACCAUUGAGCGGAUUUAGAGGAUGAAAUAUUCAUACUUUGGAGGAACUUAGAUUUAAGGUGAUUCUAGGACAUGAUUGGUCC
Molecule: messenger RNA, 3448 nt
Organism: Rhododendron vialii
Lineage: Eukaryota; Viridiplantae; Streptophyta; Magnoliopsida; Ericales; Ericaceae
Exons: 24
Coding region: 657-3056 (799 amino acids)
Molecular function (GO): oxidoreductase activity; methyltransferase activity
Source: RefSeq, a predicted model, not a curated record